This is a messenger RNA of Phacochoerus africanus (Common warthog), 2602 nucleotides long. RefSeq names its product FKBP prolyl isomerase 8 (gene FKBP8). Gene Ontology annotation, molecular function: peptidyl-prolyl cis-trans isomerase activity; protein binding. The record is from RefSeq and is a predicted model, not a curated record. Bases 702 to 2150 code for a protein of 482 amino acids. The transcript has 8 exons. NCBI's taxonomy places the organism in Eukaryota, Metazoa, Chordata, Mammalia, Artiodactyla, Suidae.
GGGAGGGUCUCAGAAAAUGAGACCCUAGCCCAGAAGGAACAGGCAGGUGAGCGUUAGGAAGGAGAUGCAGUGGGUUAGAAUGAUGGUUCUGCCACCUCUCGAGCUUGGGGCCUGGGGGUGGGGGCCAGUUCUUGAUGGUCCAAGGAAAAAGCCUUGGGGGUCUCAAGCACUCCUGUGAAGGAGGCUACUUUGAGAGGUUGGUAAGAAGGCCUGAGGAGUGGAGAAAGCCCUGCUAGGGAAUGGUUUGGGUGGUUUGGGUCAAGGUCUCUGGUGUCGGGGUUGGCGGGGUAUUAGGUUCAGUGUAUGGAAGGAAAGACUGGCCUUUCUGGGUGGCUUUCUUGAGGAGAAGGGACAACUGAGGGUGGGGAGCCCUGGUAAAGAUUCAGUUAUUUUUCCCUUGGGCUCUAAAAAUAGCCUCUUCAAGAUCUCAGGGGUUGUGCCUCUGAAAAAGAGCCCCAGUACCUGCUCUGGGCAUUUCAUUAGAUAAAGCCCCAGGUUCAUAUCCAGCCCCUUGUGUUUGGCUUGUGUUUUGACCUUGGACCAAUAGCUUUGGCUCUCUGGGCCUCAAUUUCCUUUUCUGCUGAGGGAGGUGGGGGUGGGGGUGAUGGGAUAUUCCCUACUUCCCAAGGUGUUGAUAAAGAUUAAGUAAUAAUUGUUUCUAAUAAUAGCUAACACUGUUUGAGCCUGAUGCCCAGGGCUUGAUGAGUGGGUUGUUAAGUCUUUUGGACAAACCAGGGUUGUUACUCUACCCGCUGUAUAGAGGAGGAAACCGAGGCCUGGAGUCCCUGAGUCACACAGAGCAAGUGAUUGGCAGUGUGGGGAAUGGAUGCAGAGGAGAAGUUGAAGGCUUGGUGGUAUUUUUACCUGCAUCCAUUUUCCCUACCAGGGCCAAUUCCCGUCCCCCCAGCAGCAUGGCGUCCUGUGCUGAGCCCUGUGCUGCAGGCCCUGAACCCACUGCCCCGCCACCUGCUGGAGCCCCACCACUUGAGGACUUCGAAGUGUUGGAUGGGGUGGAAGACGCAGAGGGCGAGGAGGAAGAGGAGGAGGAGGACCUGAGUGAGCUGCCACCACUUGAGGAUGUGGGGCAGCCCCCAGUGGAGGAGGCCGAGCAGCCCGGGGCCCUGGCCCGAGAGUUCCUGGCCGCCAUGGAGCCUGAGCCUGAGCCCGCCCCAGCCCCAGAGGAGUGGCUGGACAUCCUGGGGAAUGGGCUGUUGAGGAAGAAGACGCUGGUUCCAGGCCCACCAGGCUCAAGUCGCCCGACCAAGGGCCAGGUGGUCACUGUGCAGCUGCAGACAUCAUUGGAGAAUGGCACACGGGUACAGGAGGAGCCGGAGCUGGUGUUCACCCUAGGCGAUUGUGACGUCAUCCAGGCCCUGGAUCUCAGUGUCCCACUCAUGGAUGUGGGGGAGACAGCUAUGGUCACUGCUGACUCCAAGUACUGCUAUGGCCCCCAAGGCAGCAGGAGCCCAUACAUCCCCCCACAUGCGGCCCUGUGCCUGGAGGUGACCCUGAAGACUGCCGUGGAUGGGCCUGAUCUGGAGAUGCUUACAGGGCAGGAGCGAGUGGCUCUGGCCAACCGGAAGCGGGAGUGUGGCAAUGCUCACUACCAGCGGGCUGACUUCGUGCUGGCUGCCAACUCCUAUGACCUCGCCAUCAAGGCUAUCACUUCUAGCGCCAAAGUGGACAUGACAUUUGAGGAGGAGGAGCAGCUUUUGCAGCUGAAGGUGAAGUGUCUGAACAACUUGGCAGCCUCACAGCUGAAGCUGGACCACUACCGUGCAGCGCUGCGCUCCUGCAGCCUUGUGCUUGAGCACCAGCCUGACAACAUCAAGGCACUUUUCCGAAAGGGCAAGGUGCUGGCCCAGCAAGGUGAGUACAGUGAGGCCAUCCCCAUCCUGAGAGCAGCUCUGAAGCUGGAACCUUCCAACAAGACGAUCCAUGCAGAGCUCUCAAAGUUGGUGAAGAAGCAUGCAGCCCAGCGGAGCACAGAGACCGCCCUCUACCGGAAGAUGCUGGGCAACCCCAGCCGGCUGCCUGCCAAGUGUCCUGGCAAGGGUGCCUGGUCCAUCCCAUGGAAGUGGCUGUUUGGGGCAACUGCUGUGGCCCUGGGGGGCGUGGCUCUCUCUGUGGUCAUCGCUGCCAGGAACUGACUGCCCACGUGGCCGCCAUCCCCUCCACUCAUGGUGGACCCUACCCUGCGCUCCCUGACUCCCCCAGGCUCCCUGUCCACUGCCCUAACUGGCCUAGCCCCCUCCUCUGGGGCGGGGACAGUGAGGUUUGGGGGUUGUGUGGCCCAGUGAGCAGGAGGGACUGAGCCCUAUAGGAGGAAAAUGAGGCAGGGCCUGGGCCCCAUGUCCAGCCCAGAGUGAGGGGGCCCUCAUUCUUCCAGACCCAAUUCCCACCCUUACCCACACUCCCCGGGUUAGGUCUCAGCUGGGGCCAGCCUCAGUUUCUCUUUCCCGACAGGCCUGGGGGCAGCCCUUCCCCCACCCAGUCCCUGUCCAAGCACCAACUCUUCCUGCCCCGCCUGCUGCCCUCUGUCCAGGUCCCCCUCCCUCCACCCCCAGCCCCAAACACAGUGAAAUAAAGCCUCCCACCCGCA